Molecule: messenger RNA, 17290 nt
Organism: Porites evermanni
Lineage: Eukaryota; Metazoa; Cnidaria; Anthozoa; Scleractinia; Poritidae
Source: the annotation of a GenBank genome assembly
AUGUAUCUUAAUUCAUCUCUCAAUCCUUUGGUCUACUGUUGGAAGAUGCGAAACAUUCGACAGGCUGUGAUGAGUCUACUUCGUAACGUCUUUCAAAGUCAGUAAGGCUUGCCAAAGUCAAAGAUAGGCAUGAGGCAACAUUUGAACCGCUUUAAGGAGACCACACCAGAAAAGCAAUACGUUGGAAUGCCGUUCCAAGGAUCUGAAAUAAAAGAAUGCUGUUCUGAUAACUUAAUGCGCUAUUAUGCUUUCUUAUAUAUAAAGGACAUAAGACGCCCUAACCGAAAGGGAGAAAGUCAGUCUCUUACUCCAACCUCAUUUUCUUCAACGUGUCCUACCACCUAUACUUCACUAACACGCUAAUUUACUGACUCUUCUCCACUGAUUAAAGAAUGCUAAACUGGUUUGACAUACUGAUAUAACUCAAAUCUUUAACGAUAUACAGUCACUCUCCUCAUCUAAACCAGGACCUCCGUUUUGCUUCUUCCUCGUUUCUUUGUCACCCUUUGUUAUCCGGUAUCUUUCAGUUAGCUACUCUACUCCACUUGGGCCCACCCGAGCCCUUUCGACCUUGCCCUUUAAACGUACUAGAGAAGGUUUUUAAAGGAUGUAAUUGUCUUCAUUUUCUACCUACUUUUUGUUUUUGUUUUCCAAAUACUCAAAACUUACCUAGUCGGGUUUGUUUUGACCAUAGUACAUGCAAUCAAACCAUAUUUCAAUGUCAUUGUCAAAGAUGAUAUUCGAUCUUUGCUUUAGUUCGUUAACUUAGCGCUUGGUAAAGAACGGCACCUGAGGCAGUUAACAAAUUAGCCGUGCAGUUUCUUUUAAGAAAAAUUAUCAUUUAUCGGUAAUUAAGACAAAGCCGGCGAAGAAGGGUUCGUUCCGUCGACCUUAUUUUAGGAAUAGGUAUAAAAUAAUAUAUUUUUUUUUGUACGGGGGACUUAGUAUAAAGACCAGUAGUUUGUUUAUUUUGCCGGUACAAUGUAGCGUCAACAAUUGCAAAGAGGUUGUUGGCAAGGGAAUAUUGUUGUUUUUUCUUUUUGCCGAGAAACCUUGCGGAAAAGUAGUCGCAUGAAGUGCCUCGAUCGUGUUUUUGAGAAUAACAGAUUUGAUGAGCGCGGGUAAAAUGUUUGUGCAUUACAGCGUAGGCCGAGUGAGAAAUUCAGCACAUAGGGACACUGAAGUUAUGAUGUUAUAUAAUGGCAUAUUUUAAACAUUCUCAUCAUUUGCAACUUAUUUAGGUAUAUUAGACUGUUGACUUCAUAUUAAAAUAACAACCUAUUACGCCUUUUUACUCAACCUCUUUUCCCCUGAAAUGAACUAUUACAUUUUUCCCUUUUCAGCCUUCUUGCAUUUUUCGAUAAACACAUAGCCCGGGGUACCACUAAUGCACUGUGAACUGCUGGGAUUAAACUUCUAACAGUUGCCUCAGUAGUUCUAAUAGCCUUCUUCCGAUCCAUUUCACCUGGCAAACUUAAGUGCUUAUAAAUGCUUGUUUGAGUUUAAAGUAAAUUGUAUUCAAAUUUUUGUUUGAUGAGGACAUCAUAAAAUUGAAUUUCCAAUAGUAUUUUUCAGACCCAGUGAUGUUUUAGAUCCACUACAUAUUUUAGAUUCUUCGAGUAUUCGGCUCAAACUUUCUUACAAAUGAUUGCAAACAAGAAAAAUGGAAAUUGCAAAUUUAAUAAUCAGCAUACCAGGAAAGUAACAUGAUUCAUCAUUCAGGAUUUAGUCUCGUGCAGAGUCUUUUACGAUAGUCAGUCUCAUUCGAACACGCAAAACACCUCCAGAGGCCAAUUAAGUUCUUUGCAGCUAUAGAAAUGAGCUGAAUUAAGACUGAUCAAUAAAAAAAAACUCACUACACUUUUGUUCCCAGCCUCUUUACUCCCCCUGAAAUAAACCUUUUUUUUUCUUUUCUUUUUUUGCUUUCUUACAAUUAUUUAAUAAACACAUAGCCUCGAGUACCACUAAUGCACUGUGGACUGCUGUGCAUUUAACUUCAAUCGGUUGCUUGGUUAUAGUUCUAAUGACUUUUUUCCGUUUCACCUGGUAAACUUAAUUGCUUAUAAAAGCUCUAACUAUUGUUUGAGUUUAAAGGAAAAUGUAUUUAAAGGGCGAGCAUCAUUAAACUGAAUUUCUAAUUCAGUGUUAGGACCGACAGUUUUGAUUGAAAACGACUGGAUAUUACAGAUCCUUCAAGUGAACAAGCUCAAUCUUUCUUACCAAACUAUUACACCUAUACUACUGGAAAAAACUCUAAUACUGGGCCAAUCCUAUAAUCAGUUCUUCUGAGAGGAAGUGCAGUGGACAUUCAUUGUUCAGUAAGCCUUGCGAAGAAUCUUUAAGAAUCAGUCUCGUUCGAGCACGGAAAAAACAGUCAUAGAACUGAAUUAACUGAACAUUACUCAGGGUCCCCUGCAAAAAGAUGGCAAUUACUAAAGACUUGCAUUCAACUCUGGUAGUUAACUUCGUCUUCAACGCUUUCUUGUCUUCCACUACGAUCAUGUUAAACAUCAUAACAAUACAAGGACUUAGUAAAGCGUCGUCGUUCCCGAGGACUUUAAAAAUCUUGUUACUAAGGGACCGGUCAUUAUUUAUCACCUGGGGGGGGUCGGAGGAUUUUGGGGGGGAUCACUUGAUUUUUAGGAGAACAGAGGGGGGGAUCAGUCGUAACUGAGAGCCCAAAAGGGGGGAUCACUGAAAAUUUUGGAAGGAUUCAGAGGUGGGACCACUCAAAUCUGCUUGAACAAUGCCAGUUUGAAAGCAUACAACAUAAAUGUGCCCAUUCUGCUGGGAGAUGAUGGCAUUUGCAAUCUCAAUUUGUUCUAUUAACACAACUUUAUUUAAAAAACGGAAGUCUGUCACACUGGCGAAUGUGUGCAUUUCAAUUUAUAUCGAGAAAGCUUUGUUUUAACGCUUUUAUAUUUUUCCUUUUAUAACGUGCUCAUGACUUAGCUAAUAUUCAUCUUUAAACAUGACAGGUGAAUUCUAAAUUGUGAACUAUAUAAACUUCUGAUAACUGAAACAUUGUAAAAAGCGUGUUUGUUUAAACAUAAACCAUUUAUCGCCUCUCCAGGAAUGGGCGUCCUGUGUCAGCUCUAUACUAAAUUCGAUUCAACUGCUUCAUCUGCCUCAUCUUGAGCCUCAUCAUCCCAUUCAACAACUUCAUUUGCCUCUUGAGCCUCGUCAAGAGACACUUUUAAAAAAAGACUGCGCGAUAACGGCUUUAUUAUGCUGUAAGUACAUCAUAGUUAGAAAUACUAUACCUGUAUAUGAACGUUUAAAACACUAAAUAUACACGUCGAAAGGUGAAUAUGGGUACAAAGACAUUGGGGGGGGGGGGGGAUCACGAAAGUUAUAUAUAGUUAUGAGGGGGGAUCACUUCAAUAAAAUAACAUUUAAAGGGGGGAUCGGCUAAAUUUCAUCGUGUUUAGCCCAAAAUCCUCCGACCCCCCCCAGGUGAUAAAUAAUGACCGGUCCCUAAGCUUAACUAUUUCUGAUCUGGGUGUAGGCUUACUUGUCCAACCACUGUACGUGGCUCAUCUUGUGACGAUUAUAGAGCAGCGCAAUAACAGUAGUGUUUAUGAUACAAUGAGCAAGGCAUAUUUUAUACUGAGCAAUUUAUUUGCUUUAAAGUCGUUUUUAGGCGUCGUUACUUUAACUGUCGACAGAUUCUUGGUCAUUCAUCUUCAUCUCAGAUACCAGGAACUUGUGACUACCAAGCGUGGUGUUGCUGUAGAGAUCUCAGCCUGGGUUUUAAGUGCAUCAAUUUCCUUCAUUUCUUUGUAUUCGUUUGAAAUUUCUUCUAUUAUAUCAGCAAUUAUUGUAGCUGUUUGUAUCAUAAUUACAGGUUUGCUUUACUGUGAAAUAUACGCAGCCGCAAGACACCACACAAUUCAGAUUCACGCUCUGCAAGUACAGCAAGUAGCACAGUAUCAGAAUGGAGAAACAGCAAAUGCCGCAAGGCUAAGAGAAACUGCACUUGCUACAUUUUACGUGUAUUUGCUGUUUUUAGUUUGCUAUUUGCCGGUAACCUGUGUUCUUCUUGCCGAGAAGAAUGGUAAAACUACCUUGUUAUCGCAUUUAAGGUAUUUUACUUUUACCCUUGCGUUUGUUAAUUCAUCUCUCAAUCCUCUGAUUUACUGUUGGAAGAUGAGACACAUUCGGCAAGCUGUUCUUAGCAUGCUUCGAAACAUCUUUCCGAGCGGUCACUAAAAUGAGUCAACAGUGCAGUAGGAAGAAGGACACUAAAUGUAACCGCGACUUGAAACCUCUUAGGAGUAUUCGUUCGAAAGGGAUAGGUAAAACCGAGCUCUGCACAGUUAAGGGUCUUAAAACGUUUGAUAGAUUUUGAUAGACCUUGUAAACCAAAGUGCAUGCAAUCAAAAACUCCCCAGAAGGCAAAACCAUAUUAAUAAAUCUCUCAUAUAUUAAACGUUAAAAAGUCUUACAAAAGUGGUAAAAAAAUGUACCGAUAUCACAAUACCAUGGCCCAUUUGUUGUAAAGUAAUAAACUAGAAUUUCUUGAUCUUUUGGUAAAGUGUACAGUUGACUGAAUUAACAUAAUCGGUCUAUCGGCCUAAGGCAAUGAAUAUAAUUAAUUCAAGUCAAUACAGUUUCGGCCUUCAAAAUGGGCGUUUAAAAGGAAGGUAAAGAAAUUUACCGUUCGAUCAUUUUUUUUGUUCAAUCAGAAAAUUGAGAACUAAUUUGAGAUUUAAGAUCACCCUUAAAACUUUAGUUUCUGACUGGGAAACAAAAUAGACUCUCGUUGAAAUCAUUAUACGUACUAUGCGGGGAUGAAUAGAAGCUUAUCGGGACGGAACCGAGAUUUCCACACAGAAAUUAGAGAGUUAAAAAAUACGUUGUGACGAUGUGACGAUAAAAGCACGUAAUUAAUAUCUAAUAUUACGACUGAGUUAUUUCGAACAGUUUUGAGAUUAUGUAGGUUUCUUUAGAAAGGUGAUCACUUAUUAAAAACAAUCAUGACGACUCUUAGUGCACAGUUUUAUUUACAGAGUUUUAAACUUGUGCAGAUUCUGAUCCUGUAGGUAUCUCAGACGAAAGCCUCGCAAACAGCUCUAAGUAGGUGCACGGAGUAAAAUGUUGUCGUUUUCUAUAGCGCACUGAAAUACAUUUCAAAAAAGAAGUUGUAGUUUAAGGCACACUGUAUGGUUUUCUUACAACCUGAUUACCCAUCCAAUAGCCAAAGAGGCUAAGUGAUUACGAGAGAUAUUUUAAACAUUUAGAUCGUUUGCAACUGAGUAAACUUGGCUAGUAAGACCGGAUGGGUGGUUAAUUAGGUUAUCAACUCUGAUAGAUCUUUUCCCAUGAUUCUUUUUGGGGUGCGGGGGUGGGGGUAACAUUCUUUUUUCUCAUCUCCUCACAAUCGCGAUAAGGAAAGGUCGGCACACGUGACCAUGUGUAUUUCAUCAAAGAUAUGUGCGCAUUUUUGCCUGAGGCCAGCAAAUAGGUUGGCUUGGUCUAGGGGGAGACGUUUUCCCUUAAUUCAUAAUUAAACUCUUCCUCUUUGACUGUGUAUUAGCGAUUCACUGCAAACCAGCUGCAGUUUCUUCUUCAAUAUUGCAUUAGUAGUUUCAUAUAAUUUUCUUCCAUUUGACUGACAAACGAACGUCAACACUUACAAAGCUCGACCUAUCGCGUUUCGGUUCAAAUGAAAAUAUAUUCAAAUUACUGUGUGAUGAUGAGAACUUCACCUUUAAUUCACGUUUAAUUCUGGGCUCACACGUGCACAGUUUUAAUUUCAAAUAUUACAGUUUCAUGUAGAGUUGAUAUUUCGGAUGUUAUGAGUACGACUUUUUUACAAUUGUCGCUGAAGACUCAGAAGUUCUCACUUCAAUCCAAUUGCCAUCAGGGGAAGAAUAGCGGAACACUGAGAACUUCUUGGGACUGUUCAAAGUUCUGCCAUUAGUCUAGCUGCCAUCGAGCGAAGGAGGACUACAGAAUGGUGGACUAGGAACUUCAGGGGACUGUUCAGUAAGUUGCGUGACGAAUUAUUGCCAUUGUCAGUCAUAAUCAAACAACUGAAAACAGUUGCAGCGCAUUCAAAUAGAAACUUAAUGGCGGAAGCUGAAGGUUUCCUAGACGGUUUGCACCAGACUCUUGUCGCUAACUGCGCCAUCAACGCUUUUUUGUCUUCCACCACCAUCGCGUUGAAUGUUAUAACAAUACAAGCGCUCCGAAAAACGAGGUCGCUGUCAAAGACUUUAAAAACAUUACUCCUGAGUCUCGCUGUCUCUGAUCUUGGUGUUGGUUUGCUUGUCCAACCUCUCUACAUAGCAACUUUUGUAAUGAGAAUAGAUCAAAGUACGCUAUUUGGGUGGAGCGUUCAAUGUAUUUCCUACAUUUUUGGACUUCUUGGAUAUGUAUUUUCGUCUGCUUCAUUUUUUGGCAUUUUCGCUUUAACUGUUGACAGAUUCUUAGCCAUUCAUCUUCAUCUCAGAUACCAGGAAGUUGUGACAUACAAGCGAAUUGUUGCCUUAGUGAUCUCAAUAUGGGUGCUCAGUUCAGCUCUUUCGGUACUUGCUUUGAAAGUAAAUUUAGAGAAAGUUCUCUCCUCUGUAAAUGGAAUCAUUGGGUCUGUUUGUCUAAUUAUUGCAGGAACGCUUUGCUGCAAAAUGCACGCAGUUGUUCGACGCCAUAGAAAUGAAAUUAAUCUCGCUCUACAAGUACAAAAAGUAGCACAGAAUGGAAAACUGGUAAAUGACGCAAGGCUGAAAAAAACUACACUUGCUACAUUUUAUGUGUAUAUCGUGUUUUUGGGAUGUUAUGUGCCAUUUUUUUGCGUGAGAGCUGCUUCUAUAAUCUCUGGUGAGUCUGUCGUGCGACAGCAUCUGUUUUAUUAUUUUUUGACACUGAUGUAUCUGAAUUCAUCUCUCAAUCCUUUGAUCUACUGUUGGAAGAUGCGAAACAUUCGACAAGCUGUGAUGAGUGUACUUCGUACGAUCUUUCAAAGUCAUUAAGGCUCACCUGCGGCUCGUUGUUCCACUUGAAUUUUGAACAUUUUACGACGUCAUUUCUAUGGUCUUUAAGAGUGUAGACCAUGGAAAAUUGUGGUCGAUUUAUCAAAUAGAUCUCUCAGUCAUUGAGAAAGCCAAUGCUUACCACCUUACUAUCAAAUUUACUGCUGAAGUAUCAGAAAUAGAAACUACAUUCUUGGACACAACAGUGUACAAGGGAGAACGAUUCGAGAAAGAAAGAAUCCUCGAUGUGCGUACUUAUUUUAAGCCUACUGAAACAUUUCUGUUUACCUACUUCAACAGCUGUUACCCAGCGGGCGUUAAAAAGGUUUUGUCAAAGGAGAAUCUCUCAGGCUUCUCAGAACAAACUCUUCAAAAGCUAUGUUUAAGGAGAACUUUGGAAAAUUAAAAACACGCCUUAUCUCUAGAGGCUACCCGGAACAAAAGUAAUAUCCUCUCAGAAAUUAAACAUGGGAACAGUAAGGAAUAAGCUCUCAAACAAACAUUGGGAACGCACAUUCCAAAAAGAUUCUACCCUUUGUCACACAAUUUCAACCGUCUAUACCAAACUUGAAAAACAUACUUAUGGACAAAUAGCAUUUAAUACAAAACCAGCUGUAAGACCUGUUGCUCAGAGAGAUAUUCAGGGAGCCUCCCUUGAUCUCUUAUAGAAAAGGAAAAUUGCUAAAAGACUGCUUGUUAAAGCCAUAACUUUAAAAAGACUUUGAAAGACACAAUAGGCUCAUCGCAGGGUCGAGUCCUGCAGGUCUUUCUACCCAUUUUUAACCUGUCAUUUCAUUUAACACGUGUUCUAUAACAAUAAUAAUGAUAAUAAUAAUAGAUCUUUGCUUUAGUUGGUUAACUUAACGCGUGGUAAAGAAAGGCACCUCCAUCAAAUCAGCUACAGUUUCUUUAUUGGUCGAUAGUCAAGACCAAGCCGGCAAAGAAGGGUCCGCUCGACCGACUUUAUUCUAGGAAUAGGUCUAAAAAUUAAUUUUUUUCGUGCAGGGGACUCAGUAAAAAGAGCAGCUAGUUUGUUUAUUUUGUACAGUACAGCGUCAACAAUUGCAAACGAGGUUGUUGGCAAGAGAAUGCUGUUUUUAUUUCUUAUUGCAGGGAAACCUUGGGGAAAAGUAGUCGUACGAAGUGCCUUGAUCGUGUUUUUGAGAAUAACAGAUUUUAUGAGCGCGGGUAAAAAUUGUUCGCGGAUUACAGGUUACUCUAAGUGAGAGUCAGUACAUACGGACACUGAGGUUAUGAUGUUAUAUAAUGGCAUAUUUUAAGCAUUCUCAUCAUUUGCAACUUAUUUAGAUAUAUUAGACAACCGACUUCAUAAAUAACAACCUAUUACGCCUUUGUAAUCAUUCACAAACCCUUUUCCCCUGAAAUGAACAAUUUUGUUUUUUCCCUUUUAGCCUUCUUACAUUUUUGAUAAACACAUAGCCUUGCGUAUACCACUAAUGCACUGUGAACUACUGUAAUUAUACAUCUAUCAGCUGCCUCAGUAGUUCUAAUAACUUUCUUCCGUUUCACCUGGCAAACUUAAAUGCUCAUAAAAGCUUUAACUGUUGAUUGUGUUAAAAGGAAAUUGUAUUCAAACCUUUUUUGGAUGAGGACAUCAUAAAAUUGAAUUUCCAAUUCUGUGUUUAGACCCACAGAUAUUUUAGAUCCUCUAGAUCUGAUUUUAGAUCCUUCGAGUAUUCGGCUCAAACUUUCUCACAAAUGAUUGCAGACUGGAAAAACGGAAAUUGCCAAUUCAAUAAUCAGUGUACCAGGAGAGUAACAUGACUCAUUAUUCUCGUGGAAAUGUCUCAGUGCUAUCGUCCUCAUGUCAAUAAAACAUGUGUCCGUGGGAGAGCGCCCGCUUAAUACGGACACUAAGUUAAUACAGACAUAAAAUAGCACGUCCCAUUGGUCCACUUUAUAUGGUCAAAGUAGGAUUUCAAAGAUUGUUAGCAGAGCUAAAAUGUGAGGUCUAACUUAGGGUGCGUUUUGUCCCAUCUGGUGUGGAACCAGGGUGUAGGAUUGGGUGUGUUGAUAUCCAUGAACUUCCUUUUCAGUAUAGUGGAAAACUACGGCUAACAGAGCUAGUACAUCCAUUCUCUGACGAACCUUUUUGUCCACGUACCCUAAAUAGAGCAAUUAGGAUCGUGUGAAAAAUACAUGUUAAAAACAUAGAAUCGAGAAAAUAUGCAAUGUUUACUAGUGCUUCGUCUUGGUCUUCCUGUUUUUAAGAAAUCGAAAUCAUUUUUAUUGUCCAGUGAAUUUUACUUUUUACAAUUUUCAUGCGUUAAGCUACGGCUGAGCUAAUCUGUAAUCAACCUGUUACGUUGGGUUAUUUUUCAUGUUCGCGUGUUUCAGACUUCUUAAUUCACAUCCUUCAACGGAUGUACCCAACAGUUGUAAUCGGGGACAAUAUUUGUUUCCGAAGCGACAAGAAACCCGCAACAAACGGUUUGCAUAAUCAUCUCUUUCUAUUUUUGACAAACUCAAAAAAUACGGAGAAACUGCAAAAAAUUAGGUGUUGAAGAUCGGUGGGCGAUCGAGCUGUCCCAGACUUCUCGAAUAUCAAAAAAGGAAAAUGAAACUACAUUUCAGUGUAGCAUUUUUAAUGAGAGGCGUUCGAUUACUCAAAGGUUUUGAAACCGAAUGAAAAACAGAAGGCGUGGCCAAACAAGACGGCGAAAAUCGUAAGUUAAUAAAAAAAAACUUAAGAAUCGCCUUUUGCCGAUUUUUUCACCUGAUUUUACAUUUGAUGGCCAGAUUUGGUUGUUUUAUACUGAAAGUGGAUUUUCUCAAAAAACUUGGUACUUUGCCUAACUUUCGCCCCUGGAAAUUUUGCCGAAAAACGCGGUUUGAAGUUUGUCGAGAAGUUUUCUGGUCACUGUCGAGCUAUAUACAGCUAAACUUACAAUAACGCCAUUUACAGGUUGUACACUUCGCGGCUUUCUGAUCCAGAUGCAAAAUAUUAUAUAGCUGGCGAAGUUUGGGCAUGCGCAGGAAGCAAAAUUUCGUUUAGGGGUUUAAAAGCGCGCAGCAGUCUUGACUUUUUCUUUUCGCUUUUUCUCCUCCCCUCUUUUUCCGCUUUUCUUGCCUCAUAUUUUUUCUUUUGCUGGGAAUUAAGUAAGCUUCAUUAUGGUGGGAGUUUUUUUGGAAAGCUUUCAGGAUCUUACGGUUAGAUGAAACAAGAGGUAGUUGGGUAGUGGAACCAGAUUUUCAUGGAAAUUUUCAGGUUAAUGUUACACUUUUUUUGCCUUUUUUUCCGGUGUCCUUGACUGAAUUGUGCUCAUUCUGGUAUGAUCUGAAAGAUCUCUUCACUCUGCCCAAUUAAGCAGGCAAAGUUGGCCUUGACUAUUAAAACUGAUGACGUCACAAGCGGUAGAAGGGAGGUGGAUUCGAACGGGCGGUUAUAUGUGGGUCCGAUUCCUGAAAGACCGAUUAGCGCUAAUCUAGGAUUAAAAGUUUGUUCCAUUUUUUUGUAUUUAUACCUUCCUACACGAUGCUUAGAGUAAGAGUCUUGUGUUAUCAGUACUGUAUCUCAGAGUAAAGGCUUAACAGUAGUUUGUAAACUUGACUUACAUGUUCUUAGGGGCUGUUUACAUGAGGGAGGAAGAUCAUAGAAAGCGGAACAACUUUACGUUGGGUUUACAUGCAGAAAUUUCGGUCCGUGUGGUGCCCAAAUAUAGAAGGUUCGAGAGGGAAUUAAAAAUGGCGGAAGAUAAAAGCGAACACGCAGUUUGGGCCCUUCCGCUCUCUUUAUGGGCGUUAAUAAUUACCUUUCUGUAGAAUUAUGACAACAAUACGCUCGUGGUAACGCUAAACGAAAUGGCCUGUUUAGUAAAGGCAGUUUACAUGGAGCUAGGAUCUUCCUACCUGUUAGCUAAGAAGAUCCAACCGCUAGGGACAAGUACAACCCAUUGCAUGUAAACCGAAUACAGAAAACAUAUGGCGAGGGAGGAAGAUCCUAGUACCAGGAACAUCUUAGCAAGCGGAUCAUCCUAGCGCCAUAUUUUUUCUGUAUUCGGUUUACAUGCGGAAAAUUGUACUUGUCCUUAGCGCUAGGAUCUUCCUAUCUGAGAUGUAGGAAUAUCCUAGCACUAGGAAGAUCCUAGUACUAGGGAUGAAACCACACAAAAAUGGCGUCAGUUCGUUCAGUGGGUAAUCUUUAAUCUUUAAUUCCUUCUCUACUGUUAACCUCACGGACCAAAAUUUCUGCAUAUAAGCGCAACCAAAAGUUGUUUCGCCUUGUAGGAUCUUCCUAAAUGCUGGGAUCUUCCUCUCGUCAUGUAAACGGGCCCUUAGACAAGAAAUACUAAAGCAAGAAAAGAAGAAAUAAGUAAUUCUACUUUUUACGGUUCCCAACUGCUUGUGAUCAUUUGCUAUUCUGUUUACUUAUCAUCCAUUCCCCGUAGAAAAUGUUUUCUCGUUCAGCGAGGUUAUUUAACAGCUGACACUUGAUUUUUCCGCUAAUUCCCUCGCUACGAACACUCGCUUCUGUUCCCCAGUCAUUAGGCUUUUUUCGCCUGAAACUGUCAAUUUGCAUCGGCCUUCUUUGAAUGAACACUUAAUUUUGCCCCUUUUAUCUGCAACUUUGCGUUAAUUAUGAUCCUUAAGCUUUUUUCUGAUAUCAGGCGAGACUGAAACUUGCAGAUGCGUUCAGUUGACUAUGUUAAUAUGGCUUUGUGGUUAUCGAAUUGUCGGACGAUUGAGUAAGAAAAACUUAACUUUGGGUGAAUAAAACACGGGAUGUUCAAUAUUAAACAUUCUAAUCAUUUGCGACUGAUAACACAUUGUCUUAUUAGAAUGGAAAUUUGUUCAAAAAUAGUUUACAGUGUAUUUUCAACCCCUUUUCUCGUUCAUUUUUUAUUUUUCGGGAAAGGUGGUACUCUCUAUGCGUAUUUCCGACGAAAUCGAAGUCUCGACCAUCGCUAUUGAUAAAACAACGAUCUUAAGAUUAGACGAUCGCAUUGCCAUUCCGAUCAAGUUUGACAACGUCACUCGUUCGAUGACGGCAAAGAAAUCUGCCAAAAAGUGUGCUAAAUGUUCAAAGUUUUGUUUGCUUAUUACUUUCGCUUUUUGUAUUUUCUCGUUUCCCUCGUUGUCCUUGUCGUGGUUGCUCAACCUUGCAAAACAAUUCUCGAUAUAAGACCAUUUCGUUGAAAAACUGCCGAUUUGAUGAAAAAUUCGCGACUAAAGCGACGUUCCUUUCUUUAAAGAUCUGUAUAAAAAAAAACCAAAAAACCAAAAAAAGCAUUCUAAUAAUAAGCUCUUAGCGAGUUAAUCGUCUCUUUCGCUACAAAAGUGUUUCGUUUUAUUUUUUUUUCUGCCUUUACACAUUUUCGACUUCGAGCAGCUGCUACAUUGCUCUGGGAAGACUGAGCCGCUGAAAAUGGACUCCAAAUACGUCAAUAACCUUGAAAUUAAUAUUGUCUUCUCCCAUUUGACUGACUUUUUAACACCCUUAAAAAUGGACCUAUCGUUAUUCUUAACAGGAAAACAUAUUCACAUUUUUGUGUGAUGAGCACGUCACUUUUAAAUUUUCCACUCUCAGUUAAGAGCGGAGCGAGUUCAUAUUUCAGUACAGCGAUUACCCUGAGUGGACUCAAACUAAUUUUUACACCGUUGGAAACAAACAAAAGGGCGGAAGACGACAGUAAAUGUUAGCUACGGUCAAUAAUUAGAGAAACCGUAGGGAAACAUAUGCUAGUGAAAUUCUAGAGACUGUUCCGUUAGUCAAGCGAAGAAGCACUUUCUCAGAAACACCUGCAAGAACCUUUAACGUUGUAUUCUACCACAGAAACUAAAAGCUCUUUAUUAGCGCUUUAUACAAUGACGGAAGCUAAAGGUUGGCAUUCAACGCUUGUCGUUAACUGCGUCUUAAACUCUUUCCUAUCUUCGACCGCCAUUCUGUUGAACAUCAUGAUGAUACAGGCGCUCAGAAAAACGAAGCCUUUAAAAACAUUGCUCCUGAGUCUGGCUGUUUCUGAUCUGUGUGUUGGCUUUCUGGUUCAACCCACUUAUGUUGCAGUUCUUGUAAUGAAAAUAAAACAAAACGCUGACAACAGCACUUAUUACACUAUAUUUGACACAUUCUACAUCCAGAACUUUUUAUUUGUUUUUGCUUCGUUUUUUGGUGUUUUCGCUUUAACUGUUGACAGAUUCUUGGCGAUUCAUCUUCAUCUCAGAUACCAGGAACUUGUGACUCACAAGCGGGUUGUUGCUGUAGUGAGCUCAGUCUGGGUUUUAAGUGCCUUAAUUGCCUUGCUUGCUUUGAAAUGGAUACAGGUUCUCGCCUUUAUCUUGGCAACCAUUCAUAUUGUGUGUUACAUAGCUACAGGACUUUUUUAUUGCAAGAUAUACGCUGUCAUUCGGCACCACGCAAACCAGAUAAACGCUGUGCAACAAUCAGCACAGAAUGAAGACAUGGCGAAUGCUGCAAGGCUGAGAAAAAGUGCAGUUGCUACAUUUUAUGUGUAUUUGGUGUUUUUAGCUUGCUAUUUACCAGUAUUUUGUACUGGGGUUGCAAAAGUCCAUGGUGAAACUCCCUUGUUAUCGCUUUUAAGGGAGGUUAGUCGUACCUUUAUGUAUCUGAAUUCAUCUCUCAAUCCGCUGAUCUACUGUUGGAAGAUGAGAACUAUUCGCCAAACUGUCAAGAACACACUACAAAGCAUCUUCGCCUGUGGUACCUGAAUAGAAGCUAUAUUUCAGAACAAUUCUGCUUUUUAUCUCGGAGGAAAACAAACCUUUAUCAACGCAAUAAAGUUUUUCAAAACAUGAUGUACUCAUCCUCGGAGACACAGUAAACUUUCACCACGAACAUUUUAUCGACCCGACUAACUGCCCCUGGGUCUCCGAGGAUGUGACGUUCAAAGACCUGUGAUGCUAUCUGUUCGGGAUUAUUUUUUUCUGCUACAGAUCUUGAAAAUUUAAAGAUUAUUCAAAAAAUUGUUUAUUGAAAUUCAUGAAACGAAGGAAGAGUUGAAAAAUGUCAUUUGAAUUCAGACAAGUGAAUGAAUGAAAGUGAAUUUCGAUUUGAUAUGUUAUAUAAACACAGAGCCGUGCAAUGAGUUUAAGUAGUAUAUAAAAAAACAAACGUUUUCUCCAGGAAAGGAUUUUAAAAUGCGUCUUUUGGCCUUCUGCAAAAUAGGUCAGAGGUAGUGAAGCUUUAAAUCACAGGGAAGGCAAUCUAACUCCCCUCCAAAAAGGAUAAAUAAUUAAACUCAUGUGGCAAAAAAGUCCAUUGAAUGUUACAACUGAGAUGGCAGAAAAUGUAUCGUUAUCGGAAUACCUUGGACUAUUUGUUGUAAGUAAUCUAACAGUUCUUGAUCAAGUACAGUUGCAAUAUAUUGCAAUCAAUAGAAUCAAUUUAUAUCAUUGAAGUUACCAAAAAAUGUUGAAAAUGUUAUUAAAAAUAAAAUUUUUAUCCUUGAGUCUUUCAUUUCUUACUUUUCUGCUUUCUGAGUACAGAAAUUGCUUAUGUGUUUUAGAUCAUCCCUGAAACCUCAGUUUCGGUCUGGGAGGGGCGGCUAACGUUUUUCAAGGAGACUCAUUGAAACAAAUGAUCCUUAUAAAUGAAAUCAUAAUACCAGAAAUACUCAGAUAUAUAGAGUUAAAAAAGGCCACGCUAUGGGAUCUCAAAUGGAAAUGUCAAUGGUAUGGCUCCAGUCAGUGAAGCAAAGACAUGUCAGCUUCAUCAAGAGCAAAAACAACUAAGAAAGAGGAAUACAUUUUCCAUCAUCUCAAAAAAUUCAGUUCGCGCUUUUUUUCCAGUUGGUGGUUGCUGAUUAUGAGUCAGUGACUGCAUGUCUGAGUAGCUAGUCUCUGUUAUUUACAUCCUCAGUUUUCAAGUUAACAUGACAGCUUUCCUAUAAUUUCUCUCGACCACAUUUUAAUCAACGAUGCUCCUUUUAAUAGUUUGCUGCGCCAGUCUUAAAAGGCCUAUUAUUAGGACGAACCAUCAAGUGCACUUGACCAGCCUUAAUAAAGCUAAUAUUGUUUUUGCACCCUUUUCAAAUACUGAAAUCAACUAAUAAAUGUAGCUUCCAAGCUAACUGUAAAUGAAAAAAAGAUAUAGCUUUUUAUCAACAUUAUUUACCGGCAAAAUGUCAUGUUGUGUUGGCUGGUUUUAAGCUGGAUCAGUAUUAAAAGAUAUUCAUUUUUAAACAUUCUCAUCAUUUGCAACUGAUUUAGGCAUGAACUAGAUCCGGAUUAUAUGGUAAAUAACAAACUAAUACGCCUUUGCUUUCGACCUCUUUUAUUCACCGACAACUCUAGAAUGAUUCUUUUCUUUUUCAACGUUUUUAAAAGUUUUCGAUAAACACAUAGCUAUUUGCCAGUUUAAAUCCAAUUGCGUCGUCAGUGUGAAGUUCUAAUAACUUUCUUCCCUUUCACCUGGUAAACUUAAUUGCUAAUAAAUGAUUGGCCUAUCGUUUGAGUUUAAAGAGGAAAAAAUUCAAAUUUUUGUUUGGUGAUGACAUCACAUAAAUUUGUUUUAAGACCGACAGUGUUGAUUGAAAACUAUAAUUAGAUAUUUCAGAUCCUACGAGUGAACUAGAAGCUUCUUAGAACUGCAAACAAGAAAAUACUGAUAGAAGACGACGCUAUCCGGAAUGCAUGCAGAGAAUCGGAGUGAAGCAGAGGAACAAUUCACGAGAUUGUUCUAUCGUGGCGUUUGUCUCACUCAGAAACGGAUGACACCUCCAAAACAGUUAUUAUAAAUUCUUUGCAUAUUAUAGAAACUGAUCAUGAACACCGAUCACUGAGGGUUCAAUAACAAGAGGACGGAAGCGUAGGGGAACAUAUUGCCGGUGAGAGUCUCUUCUGUUAGUCAACCGCAGAAGCACUUCCUUAGAAACAUCUGAAAGACCCUUUAACGCCGUAUUCAACCAGAGCAACUACUUAUAUCUUCCAGCCCCAUCGUGUUGAAUAUUAUAACACGAUACAUUAAGCGCUCAAGAAAAACGCCGUCGUUGCCGAAACCUUUAAAAAACAUUGCUCCCCGAGUCUUGCGAUUCAUCUUCAUCUCAGAUACCAGGAACUUGUGACUCCUGACAAGAGUGUUGUUGCUGUAGUGAGUUCAGUCUGGGUUUUAAGUGCCUUUAUUACCUAGAUUGGUUUGAAAUGGAUAUGGAUUCUUGGCUUUAUCUCAAUCCAAUUGCCAUCAGAGGAAGAAUAGUGGAAUAUUGAGAACUUCUUAGGACUGUGCAAUUAUUCUAGCAACGAGUCGUUUCUAGUGUCAGUCUCACUUGAAAGAGAAAACAGUUGCAGAGCUAUUCAAGCUAUUCAAAAGUUCCGUACAACGACAGAGACGUAAUGAUGGAAGCUGAAGGUUUUUGAAAAGGCUGUCGCCUAAAAUGAAUCAAACUGAGUUCUCUCUUUAGUCCAGUUGCCAUCGAGCAAAGGAAGAAUGCAGAAUGACGGAAGCUAAAGGUUUUCCAGAAGGUUUGCAUCCGACUCUUGUCGCUAACUGCGCAGUCAACGGUUUUUUGUCUUUCACUGCCAUCGUGUUGAAUGUCAUAACAAUACAAGCGCUCCGAAAAACGGCGUCGUUGUCAAAGACUUUAAAAACGUUACUCCUGAGUCUCGCUGUUUCUGAUCUUGGUUUUGGUUUGCUUGCUCAACCUCUCUAUAUCACAACUCUUGUAAUAGAAAUUGAUCCAAGUAUGCUAUUUGGAUGCAGCGUUCAAUGUACUUCCCGUAUUUUUCGACUUCUUGGAUAUGUAUUUUUUCCUGCUUCAUUUUUUGGCAUUUUCGCUUUAAGUGUUGACAGAUUCUUAGCAAUUCAUCUUCAUCUCAGAUACCAGGAAGUUGUGACAUACAAGCGAAUUGUUGCCUUAGUGAUCUCAGUAUGGGUGCUCAGUUCAGCUCUUUCGAUACUUGCUUUGAACAAAAAUUUGGAGAAAGUUCUCUCUUUUGGUAUUGGAAUCAUUGGGUCUGUUUGUCUAAUAAUUGCAGGAGCGCUUUGCUGCAAAAUGCACGCAGUUUUUCGACGUCAUAGAAAUGAAAUUAAGAGCGCUCUGCAAGUACAACAAGUAGCAUGGAAUGAAAAACUGGCAAGUGACGCAAGGCUGAAAAAAACUGCACUUGCUACAUUUUAUGUGUAUAUCGUGUUUUUGGGAUGUUAUGUGCCAUACUUUUGCGUGAGAGCUGCUUUUAGAAUCUCUGGUGAAUCUGUCUUGCGAUGGCAUCUGUUGUAUUAUUUUUUGACACUGAUGUAUCUGAAUUCAUCUCUCAAUCCUUUGAUCUACUGUUGGAAGAUGCGAAACAUUCGACAAGCUGUGAUUAGUGUGCUUCGUAACAUCUUUCAAAGUAAUUAA